This is a messenger RNA of Catharus ustulatus (Swainson's thrush), 1321 nucleotides long. RefSeq names its product fuzzy planar cell polarity protein (gene FUZ). Gene Ontology annotation, biological process: vesicle-mediated transport; non-motile cilium assembly. The transcript is spliced from 6 exons. The coding region runs from base 91 to 441 and encodes 116 amino acids. NCBI's taxonomy places the organism in Eukaryota, Metazoa, Chordata, Aves, Passeriformes, Turdidae. The record is from RefSeq and is a predicted model, not a curated record.
UGUGACUAGAGGGUGUGGCUUGGGGGCGGGGCUUAUAAUGGAUGGUGCUUGAUGUGAAGGGGCGUGGCUUAGUCUUAAAGGGGCGUGGCCAUGCCAGAAGUGGAGAGCGCCCCCUGCCUGCUGUGCGUGGCCACGGCCAGCGGGCUCCCCCUGUUCUGCCGCCCGCCCCGCCCCCAGGUGCCGUUCUCAUUGGUCGGGGCCCUGCACGGGGUUCACCUGUUCGGGGCUGCGGCGGGGGCGGAGCUUCGCGAGGCGGCCACGCCCACUGCGCACCUGGCCUGGGCCUGCUACGGCAACAGCAUCACCCUGAUCCUGCUCAGCCCCUCCCCCACCCCCGGCCCCGCCCGGAUCCUCGACUCCGCCUUCGGUGCCAUGGUGCUGGUGCUGGGACUGGAUGAACUGGUGCCGUCCGCAACGUGGAGAGACUCAAACGGGACCUGAGGAGCUGUUUCGGGCUCCUGGACGCCCUGGUGAGCCCCAAACGGGGCUGGGGGCUCGGCCCCCCUGCUGCCCCCUGCCCCCAGCGACACCACGGGAGGCUCUGCAGGAACGGCUGCAGCGCUUCGCGGGCGCGGCCCAGACGGAUUUGGGGUGUUUGGUAUUUUGGGGGGGCGGGGCCAUGCUGGGCACCGCCCACUGGGGGGCGUUGCCAGGCCCUGACUCCGCCCAGCUGCGGGCGCUGCUGGAGCCGCCACCAGGGGGCGCCAUUGGGGCGGCCGCGCGCGACUUCCCGGUGUUCCUGCCCAAUGGGAGCCCGCAGGUGAGGUCACGUGACAGGAACCGGAAGUUAACCCCAGUGUUCCUGCCCAAUGGGAGUCCAAGCUGAGGUCACGUGAUAGGAACCGGAAAUUGACCUUAAAUUAACCCUUAACUGACUUCUGGUGUUCCUGGCCAAUGGGAGCCCCAAGGUGAGGUCACGUGAUAGGAACCGGAAAUUAACCUUAAAUUAACCCUUAACUGACCCCCCAAUGGGAGCCCUCAGGUGAGGUCACAUGAUGGGAACCGGAAAUAACUGACCCCCAAUGGGAGCCCGAGGUCAGGUCACGUGAUAGGAACCGGAAAUUAAUUCCGUUGUUCCUGCCCAAUGGGAGCUCAAACGUGAGGUCACGUGACAGGAACGGAAAUUAACUUCAGUGUUCCUGGCCAAUGGGAGUCCAAGGUGAGGUCACGUGAUAGGAACCGGAAAUUGACCUUAGAUUAACCCUUAACUGACUUCUGGUGUUCCUGGCCAAUGGGAGUCCAAGGUGAGGUCACGUGAUGGGAACCGGAAAUUAACCCUGGUGUUCCCGUCCAAUGGGAGCCCCUGGCUGAGGUCACGUGA